AUGUCCAGUUACGCUACAGACCUAGACGACUUCAUGGGGGGUCGUGAGGCUGUCUCACGCUCUCCGUCGGCACCCGCUGAUCGCACACCGCCAGAGCCGCAGACCACCAAGAAGCGCAAGGCCGAGAAGGAACCCGAGACAAACAAGAAAGCCAAGGUCAUGGAAAACAAGGCCAUCUGGAUCUCCAACCUGCCGCUCGACACCACGAAGACGGAGCUCGAGGAAGAGUUCUCACGAUACGGCAUGAUCGACAAGGGCGCCAACGGCGAGCCUCGCAUCAAUCUUUACAAGGAUGAUGAGGGCAAGUUCAACGGCACUGCCAUGAUCGUAUACUUCAAGAAAGAGGCGAUCGUCAAUGCCGUCAAGCUUGCGGAUGACUACCCUCUGCGCCUUGGCGAAACCAAGCACGGCAACAUCCGCGUUGAGCCUGCCAGCAUGGACUACAAGAAGGAGAAGGAUGGCGAUAAGGUGGCAUCGAAGCUGACACGUUCUGAUCGUAAGGCGUCAGAACGUAACAGGCAAGAGCUCAACCGAAAGCUCAACGAGUGGUCCGACAACGAGGAAGAGGUUGCCCAAACCUUCGUGGCCAAGAAGAACAAGUGGGCGAAGACCGUCAUCAUCAAGGGCAUGUUCGACGUGGACGUGAUGAAGAACGACCCGGAUAACUAUGGCGAUGUCUUCGAUGAUACGAUGGAACCCGCUAAGGCGAUCGGCGAAGUCACCAAGGUCACGAUUUGGGACUUGGAACCUGAGGGCAUUGUCACCGUCCGCUUCAAGGAGUUCGAGGACGCAGAGAAGUUUGUGGCCUGGAAAUUCGGCGGCAAGAGAUACGAAGGGCGCGAUCAAGAGCUUAUGCUUGCCGAGGACAAGCCGCGCUUCAAGAAGUCUGGCCGUGGCGAUAUUCCUGACAGCGAUUCAGAGUAA
Messenger RNA from Alternaria arbusti, 924 nucleotides. RefSeq lists its product as uncharacterized. Bases 1 to 924 code for a protein of 307 amino acids. Gene Ontology annotation, molecular function: RNA binding. The record is from RefSeq and is a predicted model, not a curated record. The transcript is spliced from 3 exons. Lineage: Eukaryota; Fungi; Ascomycota; Dothideomycetes; Pleosporales; Pleosporaceae. Gene Ontology annotation, cellular component: U2-type spliceosomal complex; U2 snRNP.